AUGUCGUCGUGGGGUGAACACUUCCGAGUCACCACCUAUGGUGAAUCGCACUGCCGAUCAGUCGGCUGCAUUGUCGAUGGUGUUCCUCCUGGCAUGCAACUUACCGAGGAUGAUAUCCAGCCUCAAAUGACCCGCCGUCGUCCCGGCCAGAGUGCCCUGACUACCCCGCGGAACGAGAAGGACCGAGUCGAGAUUCAAUCCGGUACAGAGUUUGGAGUCACAUUGGGUACGCCCAUUGGAAUGCUGGUCCGUAAUGAGGACCAGCGCCCCAAGGACUACGGUGGCAGCACAAUGGACCUCUACCCUCGUCCCAGCCAUGCCGACUUCACCUACCUCGAGAAGUAUGGCGUCAAGGCCAGCAGCGGUGGCGGCCGUAGCAGUGCCCGUGAGACCAUUGGCCGUGUCGCCGCUGGUGCCAUCGCCGAGAAGUACCUGAAGCUGUCGCACGGCGUUGAGAUCGUCUGCUUCGUCUCCUCCGUCGGCAACGAGCACCUCUACCCUCCCACCCCCGAACACCCUACCGCCUCCACCAACCCCGAAUACCUCAAGCUACUCGAAACCAUCACUCGCGAAAAGGUCGACGAGUUCGCACCCGUCCGCUGCCCCGACACCGCUGCCUCCGAGCGCAUGACCAAGGUGAUCGAACAGUACCGCGACAACCACGACAGCAUCGGCGGAACCGUGACCUGCGUGAUUCGCAACGUUCCCGUCGGCCUGGGCGAACCCUGCUUCGACAAGCUGGAGGCUAAGCUCGGCCACGCCAUGCUCAGCAUUCCCGCCACCAAGGGUUUCGAGAUCGGCUCCGGCUUCGGCGGCUGCGAGGUUCCCGGCUCCAUCCACAAUGACCCUUUCACCACCGUGACCUCCGCCGACGGCACCCAGCGCCUGACCACCAAGACCAACAACUCCGGUGGUAUCCAGGGUGGUAUCUCCAACGGCGCCGCCAUCUACUUCCGCGUCGCCUUCAAGCCUCCUGCCACCAUCGGUCAGGCCCAGACUACCGCCACCUACGACUUUGGUGAGGGUACCCUCGAGGCCAAGGGUCGUCACGACCCCUGCGUCGUUCCCCGUGCCGUCCCUAUCGUCGAGGCUAUGUCCUCGCUCGUUAUUAUGGAUGCCCUCAUGGCUCAGUAUGCUCGUGAGAGCGCUAAGAACCUCCUCCCCCCGCUGCCUUCGACCCUGCCCACCAAGCCGGCUACUGCUCCCAACGGUGCUUAG
Messenger RNA from Penicillium cosmopolitanum, 1218 nucleotides. RefSeq names its product bifunctional chorismate synthase/riboflavin reductase [NAD(P)H] ARO2. Gene Ontology annotation, molecular function: FMN binding; chorismate synthase activity. Lineage: Eukaryota; Fungi; Ascomycota; Eurotiomycetes; Eurotiales; Aspergillaceae. Gene Ontology annotation, biological process: chorismate biosynthetic process; aromatic amino acid biosynthetic process. The record is from RefSeq and is a predicted model, not a curated record. The transcript is spliced from 3 exons. The coding region runs from base 1 to 1218 and encodes 405 amino acids. Gene Ontology annotation, cellular component: cytosol.